CAGUCGAAUCAGUAAAAAAUUGUGAGAGGAGAGAUUAAAAUUGAGAACUAAUGAUGAUAAAAAAAAAACCUGAUAAAGAAAUCCUAAACUUAUUUCAAAAGCAGCUAACAAUGAUAAAGUGAUUUAUUGUUUUGGUUUUGGUUAUUUUCCCGUUGUGUUAUUUACCGUCCCAACAUUUAUUUCCUUCCUUAACUAAUGAUUGUCGCUACAGUUUUUAUCUGAAUAUGAUAAGAUUCGUCAUUGUAUUUAAACGGAAGAAUUGAAGAAAGUUCUUAACUUGAACUACUUUUAACAUUUAAGAUGGGAGUUCGUGGUUUAAGCAGAUUUAUUGAAGAAUGUAACUUUGGCAGAUGCUUCGAAUUGCAUGAUACAUCAGUUAUUAUAGAUGGAUGCAGUCUUCUACAUUGCUUGUAUGCUUCCAGUGGAGCUGCUUACAUAUACGGAGGAGAUUAUGAUGUGUACGCUGCAUGCAUCAUAAAUUACUUCUCUUGUUUGAAAGAAUGCAACAUUGAGCCAAUCGUUAUUUUUGAUGGAGGCUAUGAUAAGUCAGAUCGCAUGCUGCAGAAACUACUUGAAAGACAAAAACAUAAAUUAAAAAAUAUUAAAAAAUUCUUAGAGAACAAGGAAAGUUCAACAGAAGUUCUACCCAUUAAUGCUUUUGAAGUUUUCAAGAACACUCUAUCAGAAAUGGGCAUACUCUAUGCUCAAUGUGAUUACGAAGGUGACAACCAAAUGGCAAGCCUUGCUGUGCAUUACGGUUGUCCAAUCUUAAGUGAAGACAGCGAUUUCUAUAUAUACGAUUUACCAAAUGGUUUCAUUAGGCUAAAUCACAUCAAUGUUGGUGUCAAAACCAAAACUCUCACGAAUGGAUCUAAAGUGAAAUAUAUAUCGUGUAAAAUUUAUUAUUUGAAAUCUCUUCAUGCAGUAUUCUGUCUAAAAGACAGAAAUGUCUUGCCGUUAUUGGCAACAUUGGCGGGGAAUGAUUAUGCGUCCCCUUACGAAGAAUUCAAACAGUUCUACUGGCAUCAUAUGGCUACGGUCCCUUUUAGGAAUAAGUUUGAGGGACUUUUUUCUUGGCUGCGAUCCAAAACUCUUGAUAAAGCAAAAAGUAAAGUUUUAAAUUUGAUUGAGUUAGAAAAGAGGGAAAACGUGAAAUCCAUUAUUGAAAAUUCGAUAGAAGAUUACCAAAUUAAGCCUACUAAUAUGGUGAACAUUCUUGAGUAUUUGAGUUCUAACGUUCAUGAAGCUUUGAUUGAAGAAACCAAAUUGGUUACACCAUGUGGAGAAAUGCUUCCCAGAGAUUUUGUUGUGGCUUUUCAUAAAGGUUGCCUUCCUCCCAUUCUAAUGAACAUAAUUACUUUGCAUCGGAAUAUAUUAUUACCACAAAUCGAUGACUUUUCCAAAAGUAGCAGUUACACAUGCUCACGUUAUAUUCGACAGGUUAUUUACGGCAUACUUGUACACCAUUAUUCUAGAAACAGCACACGGCACGUUCAUGAAUGUAUUCGCCAAAUAGAAGAAUAUGAUAGAAAUGGAAAAAUCAUACAGAGAAUUCCAGUGGAAUAUCUCUUUGAACUAAAAAACGGCAAUUUCGUCUUGAAGUUGAGUGAUAUACAUACAUUAAAUAAAGAUCAACUUCGAAGUUUUAUGUCGAAUGUUCUGGAAGUAAGUGGAGAUUUUGUCUCGGAUGUUCCGAGCCAUUUACAAUUAUUUUUUAUUUGCGUAAACUAUUGGCUACUGAAAAGCUCGCCAAAACCGGAAAAAGAAUCUUUACUCGCGCUUAUACUUAGCUUGAUAUAUUUCCAAGCUAAAGAGAUUCUGUUUGAAACAUCAAGGGAUGCUGUUUUCCCGAGUGCAUCAAUUUCUCAACAGGGUGCCAAUUUAGUUCAUUCAAAUCUUAAAAAAUAUUGUGAAAAGUCAAGUAACAGCGAUGAAUUCUUUAGUUCAAGCAUUGUUCACAGCUUCAACCAACUUCAGGCUUGUAUCUCAGAUUGCAUUGCUCUGAAUUACUUAUUAAACGCUCCUUUUGAGCCGCUAAAGCUGCAUAAAUUGUUCAAUGGUACACUGCUUUACAACUUAACUAAAGAACUAACUGAACAAAGACCAAAUUCAUCAAUCAGGCAAUUGCUGGGUAUUGAGGCAUCUAAAUUGUUUGAUAUGCUGCUCAGUAAAUUUUUAUAUUACGAUGUUUAAAAUUUCUUUAAAAUCAAAGUCAAAUUCGAGUGAAAAUGAAGAUUAUUUUCUGACGAAUCACUUAUAGUUCAAAGUGUAAAAUGCUAUUUCCUAUACAAAAUGAAAAGAGAAAAUACUAAAAACUAGGUCAAAUCCGCGACGUGGAGCUUUUAGAGCUCAAUCCAAGAUCCUUCAACUAAACAACUUGGAAAA
Molecule: messenger RNA, 2385 nt
Organism: Parasteatoda tepidariorum (common house spider)
Lineage: Eukaryota; Metazoa; Arthropoda; Arachnida; Araneae; Theridiidae
Product: single-strand DNA endonuclease ASTE1
Molecular function (GO): nuclease activity
Source: RefSeq, a predicted model, not a curated record